AUGGCACCUGGUAGAACUAAUAGAGAGAUCUUAACCGGUGGUAAGAAGUAUGCCCAAAAGCAGGCCAAGAAGUAUGGAGUUGAUGAGGUAGUAUUUGAUAAAGACUCCCGUCAGGAAUACUUAACAGGGUUCCAUAAAAGAAAAUUGCAAAGACAGAAGAAGGCACAGGAUUAUAAUAAGGAGCAAGAUAGGUUAGCUAGGAUAGAGGAAAGAAAAAAAAUGAGGGAUGAAAAGAAAAAGGACAUUGAAACUCAGCUCAAGAGGUUCAACGAGACGGUUAAAGAAAUAACUCAUUUCAACGAUAGCGACGACGAAGCUAGUAAUAAAGACAACGAAGAAAACGAUGGAAAUUGGGCUGGCUUUGGUGACGACAACGACAGUGAUCAAAAUGAUGAAGAUUCCAACAGUUCGGCAAAUAAUAAGCAUAAUCUUCCAAAAGGAAUUCUUCAGCAUAAGGAGGUGUACAAAGUAGACGAAGACCAGCUCUUACCCGACUCCAACGCAAUAAUAGAUGAUGAAACUACUGUGACUGUUGAAUCCAUAGAUAACCCUGCCGUUUCAAGUGCUCAGCAAGAAGAUUUGGACGCAAUUGCUAAAGCUAAUAACGUUAAUUUGAAGAAAUCUGACGAAAUACUAGAUGAAUCUAUAAAGAGGGCUAAGAACUAUGCUGUCUUAUGUGGUGUAACUAAACCUACAAGCAAAGAUAAAGUUAAGAAGAAGAAGUUUAGAUAUUUGACUAAAGCUGAAAGAAGAGAAAACACCAGAAAAGAAAAAUCGAAAAAGUUUAGCAAUAAGAAGAAAUAA
Debaryomyces hansenii CBS767 is the source of this 804-nucleotide messenger RNA. RefSeq lists its product as uncharacterized. Bases 1 to 804 code for a protein of 267 amino acids. Gene Ontology annotation, molecular function: RNA binding. Lineage: Eukaryota; Fungi; Ascomycota; Pichiomycetes; Serinales; Debaryomycetaceae. The transcript has a single exon. Gene Ontology annotation, cellular component: nucleolus. The record is from RefSeq and is a predicted model, not a curated record.